Messenger RNA from Marasmius oreades (fairy-ring Marasmius), 606 nucleotides. RefSeq lists its product as uncharacterized. Bases 1 to 606 code for a protein of 201 amino acids. The record is from RefSeq and is a predicted model, not a curated record. The transcript has 3 exons. NCBI's taxonomy places the organism in Eukaryota, Fungi, Basidiomycota, Agaricomycetes, Agaricales, Marasmiaceae.
AUGCCUUCCUUUACCGAUCUCAAGAGUAAAGCAGUCAAAGCCAAGGAUGCUAGCGUCAGCAAGAUCCAGAAUGUGAAGGACCAUAAUACCAGUGUCUCGAUGAAGAAGACGAAUUGGAAUCCAUACAAUGGGGAAGGCCCUCGUCCUCCUCCACCCCUACGAGUUGCGCCGAAACCAGACCUUCCUCCCUUCCUUCCACCUCCACGAAGAACAUCCUCAAAUGCAUCGACCGGUUCAGGUGCCUCAAAUAGCACAGGCCCACCGCCGAUUAAUCGAGCAACACGAACGAUGUCCAGCUCACCCACACCACUGUCUACAGGACCACCUCCAAUAGUACGAUCUACUCGACCUUCAUUAUCCGCACAAUCAUCGCAAUCAUCGUACCCAACACCUCCAAGUCUACCUGCGCGCAGCUCGUCGUCUGCAAUAAGCACGGAGAAGUCUUCACCUCCGGCCCUACCAUCUCGAACCGCUUCAGUUCAGCGUGAUCAGAUUCCGGAAGAACCGACAUUGAACUGGGCAGCUUUAUCUCAGGAUGAUAAAGAGGCAUUCUUUAGUUGGUUGGAUGAGUUUUUUGAGAAGUUCUACGGGAUCAAGGCCAGCUAG